CCCCCUCCCAGGAUUUCAAGAGGCAGGGCGCGUGCUUGCGAGGGAGCCUCCUGCCUUGGCCCCUUCUCAUGUCCGUAACUCAGAAAAGACCGUUCUGCCUGUGCAGUUUAACGGCGUGAGAAGAAAGCAGAGGGGGUGGUAUUUCUGAAACCUGCCGAAAAGGCGGGCAGACGUUACCCAGGCUUCUGGAGGGUCGUCAGGGGGAACGGCGGCAGAGGUUUUGCCCCGCCCCUUUACUUCCGGGGCACUGGGCCCAGCCUCCUGCAUCCCUGGGGCGGGGCGGGCUUGGUCGGCAGAGGCGCUUCCUCCUCGCUGGGCUCUUGCUCCUGUUCCGACUGCCCCUUCCCUUCCAGGGGCCUGGGCUGAAGUUCGGGGCGGGGGGAGAAGCUGAAGCCGGUGCCUGCAGGGCAGCUGUGGCGGCGCUCACGGCAAUAAGAACUAGUUCUUCGAAGAGGCGAAGGCUGAAGCGGCGGAGGCUGGGCAAGAUUCAUACGUUCAAGAAAGUAAUUUACAAGCAUAUGAAAAGAUGGUUAGAUCAAGAUCACCAAGAUGGAAACGAAGGUCUCCAUCACCUGCCUUCAGGAAUCAGGAACAGAACAGACAAAGGCACAAUCAUUUUAAUUACAGCUGUGAAUACAAAGGUUACCGGAAAGAUGUAAAAAAACCUGUGCCAUGGAGAAUGGAAGAUGGGAGACAUGGACAAGUCAAUUCUAGAUAUGUGCCACAUGAAACUAACCACCACCGAGAUUAUGAGUGUCGGUCACCUUCACCAACUCUGAAAAGAAUUCCUUCAGAAGAUAUACAUAAUAAUAAACCUUGUAGAACACAUUCACCAGAAUGGAAUGAAAAUAGCAGAAGAUGCCAGUUUACUUCCAGAUAUUCAGAAACAUCUCACAAAGAGCAUAAUCAAUCAUUUUAUCCUUCCAAAGUACGAGAAAGAGAAAUGCAUAAAGAUACUCGAGCUGCUGGAGGUACAAAAAGAAUGGCAGAUUUUCAUAGACCAUUAGGUACUUCGUGUAAGUCUGAAAGGAAAUGGAAUGAAAAUGACUUAAGGCACCAGCAGUUACAAGAAGACAAGUAUACUCAAUCACCUCGAAGAUUUUCUGGUGAAUAUAUGCCAAGGAGUUCUUUGCAGAAGAGGUAUCCUGAAGAUCGUGAGUACAGGGAAUAUGGGCAUACGUCUAAAAAGGCUAAAGAAAUGGAGAGAUGUGAUGACAGAGAAAUAACAAGCAAUUUGAAAUGGAAGCAAGAUCAUUCCUCUUCACCCAAUCAAGAGAAGGGAGGACAAAGAAAGCUUGGUCUUCAGUCCCGUCAGCCUGUUGAAAAGGAGUACAGUGACAAUUGUAAAACAAAGCUGACAUAUGAUUAUAGUCACAAACAUCAUAGACACUCAGAGGGAGAAAAAUAUGUUUGUGAUGGCAGAGAAGAAAAGUAUAACCAGUUGGAAGACGCAAAAUAUAACUAUCCUAAAGCAGCUUGGAAUAGCAAAUAUUCAGAUUACUAUAAUAAUGAAAGAGUAAGCCAUACAGAAGAACCUCAUACUGAAGCACCUGUUAAACAUUUUUCAGAGAAGGGAUGCAAUUCCUGUGCUAAAUCUUACAAAAGUAAUGCUGGUCUAAUUCCCUUUGAUCAAAAAGCAAAGGAAAAAAUAAAGAAGGAAGGGGAUCUUAGGGGGCAAAUAGAUUUUUCCAGUAGUCAUCUGCGCAACACUUGUCACAAGGUUUCAGAUGUGACCAUUUCAAAUGUUCCCAUUAGGAAGGAAAGGCUCACAGUCAAAGUGGAUAUGAGGAAAAUAAAUAAAUACAGGGAUGCUUCUAGCCAUAUUAUGGAAAGGCAGAUGUCAUGUGAUCUAGUGGCUGUGGGUAAAAAAACUGCAAAUUUCCAUCCGGUAUUUGAACAUAUAAAAUCUGUGACACAGAAGGUAGAACAAAAUCCAUCAAAUGAAUUUGCUCAGGAAAUCAUCACAAUCAUCCAUCACGUUAAAGCAAACUAUUUUAAAUCUUCUGGUUUGACUUUACAUGAACGCUUCUCAAAAAUACAAGCAAAACCAGAUACAAAAGAAGUGAAAAGACAUUCAGAUCCAGAAAUCCACAGGAGAAUUGAUAUGUCUUUGGCAGAACUUCAGAAUAAACGAACUGUUCCAUGUGAAUCUGGACAGAAUAUUGUGAGAGUUCUAGAAGAUCCAAAUGACCUAAGACAUGACAUAGAAAGGAGAAGAAAGGAGAGACUACAGAGUGAAGAUGGAAACACAUUUUAUGUUGAUGGAGUAUUACAAAGGGAUGAACAGAGUUGUAGCUUUUCAAAACCACGAAACUUUUACUCCUGUGGAUUCCAAAGAUCUACACGAUUCCUAAGGCCACCUUAUAGGAAGUUUAUUGGGAAAAGUCACAUGAACUACUAUACUGGAAAAAUACAUGACUCCUCUCAUGAUCAGUUUGAAUGUGAUACCGAAUGUCCUGAAGCACCUAGAAGACCUUUUAAGGUCAACUUUACAGAUGGCCGAUCCCAAUUCAAAUCAAAUUUAGUAAAAAAGGGCUUAUAUAUACAGGCCAAAUAUCAGCGGUUACGUUAUGCUGGAACAAGAGGAUUUACCACUAACAAAUUUAAAGGAAUGUAUGUGAGAAAAGAAAAGGCGAAUUAAGGGCAUGGAAAUCUGAACUGCAAUCCUGAAGUAGAUACCUGUGGCAAUUAUGAUGAUCACUGCAUCUGUUUGCUUUUGACAGCUCUGUCAUGAAUUAAAAUGGAAAAAGCAGAACUAAUACUUUUAUUGAUAAAGAUUUUAUUUUUCAGUAGUAGAAUGCUGCAGAACUUUUCUACCAUUUUAAUAAUGGCUUUUCAGAUACAGUAUUCAACUGAACAUUGUAGAUGGUUCCAUUUGGUUCCUCUUGCAGGCAAGUCUGAAGAAAAGAACACUUGAAUGGAGUCUUUAUUUAUUGAAUACCCUUUUUUCUUCUAAGCAUGGUUUUAUUACUAGGACUUGAGUUGUUAUACACAGAAGUUUAUAUGUUUAAAGUUUAUUGCUUCUAUAAUAAAAAACCAAUCCAAAAGUG
Molecule: messenger RNA, 3050 nt
Organism: Heteronotia binoei (common prickly gecko)
Lineage: Eukaryota; Metazoa; Chordata; Lepidosauria; Squamata; Gekkonidae
Gene: BCLAF3
Product: BCLAF1 and THRAP3 family member 3
Exons: 12
Coding region: 527-2641 (704 amino acids)
Biological process (GO): positive regulation of transcription by RNA polymerase II
Cellular component (GO): mediator complex
Molecular function (GO): DNA binding; transcription coregulator activity
Source: RefSeq, a predicted model, not a curated record